UUGUUCUUUUUCCUAUAACAGAUAAGAUGGGUGGUAGAAUCAGUAAAUGCGAGAAUUAAAACAUGGCGGUACUUGGCAAGACAACUCCCUAAUUCCCAGAUCUCAUAUGUUGGUGACUAUGUGCGAAUAAUAAGUGCAAUCUGCAACAAAUACAGGCCCCCUCUAAGCAGUGGAGAUGAAGAGAAUGAUUUACAGAUUGCAACAAAGAUGCAAUACCUCUCUACCCAGACAAAUCGGCUGCAGACAGAGGUAGAGUCAGAAAAUCUAGCAAAGAAGCGAUAUAGUUGGAGGAAGAUUGAUGAUGAGGAGACCACCAUUACUGAAUUUCCAAAGUACACAGAAGAAGAAAUUCGGGAAUUGACUCUUGGUGUGUAUCAAAUUCAAUUGGCAGAAUUUUACACCCAGGAACAUGUGAACCAGGAUGGAUUUGAGAUAUGGGUUGAUCAGUUCAAGCCAGGCCUCCUUGCUGCCAAGAUCCAAAGUAGACAUAUCUCAAGCAAAUGCUAUCUGUGCUGGAUUAGGUUUGAGGAUGGUGUCGUGACCUCUUGGUAUUGCCGUUGUAAGUCAGGAGCGCGAGUAGUUGGAACUUGUGCACACAUUGCCAGUGUUAUUUGGUACUUGUCCUUUGCUAGAUACUCUGAUGUGAUCAACCUUGAAUUAGGCAAGAACUGGCUAGACAAUGUAUGUGAUGCAGCGGACAUUCCAGAGAUAGUUGAUGAGAGUGACAGUGAAACUGAGGCCACUGAGGAAUAAAGACAAGAAAGCUUCAACUUAUUGAUUGUGUGUUUUCAAAUUAUGUAUUAUUCAUUUAGAUUGACAGGUUUAUUGGAACUUUUUCUUGUGUCCCUUAUCAAAAUGUAUAAAAAUGUUAAUUAUUUCAUAUAUAGUUCCUUGAACAGUGUGAGUGUUAUGUCCGAUGCAGUUAUAGGCAUGUAAUCUUUUUUUCCCGAUAUUUUUGUUUAUAAUGUUUUCAUAUAGUUUGCUAAAUAUGUAAUAAUUUUAAAUCUUCAGAGCCAAAAAAUAGAAAGACAUUGCAAACUGUUUCUGUAUUUGAUGUUUUUAUAGUUGAACUCAUAUUAAUGGAUCAGAACUUGUUUUAUAUUUGAAAUGAUGAUUUGUAUGUACAGCUACAAUUUGAACAGUUUGACAUUUUUCAAUCUUUAAAAUAAAACAACAAAAGCAAGUCAUCUCAUAUUUUACAAA
Molecule: messenger RNA, 1203 nt
Organism: Saccostrea cuccullata (small rock oyster)
Lineage: Eukaryota; Metazoa; Mollusca; Bivalvia; Ostreida; Ostreidae
Exons: 2
Coding region: 208-753 (181 amino acids)
Source: RefSeq, a predicted model, not a curated record